UUUUUGCUAAAAUAAUCUCAUUUUAUAUUAGUUUUGAGCUGAAUUUUGAAUUCCAAAGUUGAAAUAUUUUAUACAAGAGCACUUAUUUAAACUAAGCUGUGUAGAUAAGCGUAAGUUUACAGUCCAAUUUUCAAAAAGCAUGAUAAUUCUGAAGCAAUGGAGCUGUCACCAGAACGUUCAGGAAUGAUGGACGAGUCCUUGACGUAUGAACAAGCAGAACUUUUGAGUUUUAUAAAACUAUUGCAGGCAUGUCCAUGUCUAUGGCAUAGGUUUGCUCGCCAAAAGUUUAAUAAACAAAGUAAGAUCAAUGCUUACCUCCUGUUGCUGAAAAAAAGAAAAGAACAUAAUACCCUUGCUACAUUUCAAUCAGUUAGAGAGCAAGUACUCGAACUUGUGAAAUUUAUUCUGUUAAAAAAAACGAAUGAAUCGGUCAAUGAUAAUAUUACUAAGACUGAUAUAAAGCAAGUAAUCAAAAAUAUUGGAGAAGAGGGCAAAUCGACAUGCGAAGACGAUAUUGUCGAAAAAGUUCUCAACUGUAAUAAGCUUCUUGCUGAGUUGUCCUUUAUUACAAAUAAUUACCGAAAAAAUUUGAAAAACGUUGUGCUGGAAUGUCAAUUUUGCUAUUGCAGCUGCUCUAACUACCCCGAAUUAUGGGCCCAUAUGACUGAAAAGCAUUUACAUCAUCAAAACAAAAAACGAAAAAAAACCAAUCAGAAUCACACUUCACAAUGGCAAAAAAAGAGGAAGACGUACUCACGUUUAAGUCAAAAACGCCGAAACACAAAUGUAACAAAAUAUAAAGCUCCUCGCGUCGCUUCCAGGAUUCUGAAAAAGUCAAAAGAAGUGGGACAGCAAAGCUCAUUGAUUAGAAUACCAUAUAAUUUACGUAGUAGAGCACAUUGUACAAACGUUCAAAACAAUAUUUUCCCAAACAGACUUACGGCAGUCAUUAGUGAAGGAUUUUUAUCUGUCUCAGACGAAAAUGAAGCAGCUAUCUUAGUAGGAAAAGAAAUGUUUUUACAAAAUGGAGAGGAAGCAAGUACAUCCUCAGCCUGUUCUGAAUUAAAUCAAAUUAUCCUUAAUAAUUUAUCAAGCAGCAAUAUAUAUGAAAACGCUUGCAUACAGAAAUCGAAAAGAAGAAAGAAAUCUCGAGUACCCUUAAGGAAUAGAAAGCAGCGAUUAAUGCAUGCGAAGUCCACCAAAACAAGGCAGACCAAAAAAAUCAAUAGGGACUUGAAAAUGCAGUCCAAUACGAAAUUACUUGAUGAUGCUUCGCAGCUAAAUUUGUCAUCUUCUUCGAUUGGUUUAUUCCAGGCAGUAGAAUAUAAUACAACCGAUUUGUCUACUGAGGAUAGCAAUCUAAAUAAUUUGCUUACACAAGUACCUCUAAAAGACGACGUUCCUUCUUCUAAAAGUAGUUUGAAUUUAAGUGUAUCUCCUGAAGGCAGUGCAGAAUUUCAAUUAAGAAAAACUGAAAUGAAUUCUCACAGUUCCACACUUUUAGCAAAAAAAGUACUAAGAGAAGCACAAUGCAAAAAAUCCACAUGUCAAUAUAGUUUUAAAUCUAAUGUUGCGAAGAGAGACGUAAAAUGUUUUGAAACGGAAGGAAUAUUAUAUUAUAUUCCUGAAUGUAGCACUAGUUUUUGUAAAUGUCUUUCCGAAACAAAAUCAAUUACUAUACCGAUAAGCAAUGAAGUGAAAUCAAGUGAUGUUCAUGUGGAACAAGAAUCAAUAUGUAAACAGGACGCAAUUUCAUUAUUGCCGAACUUAAUUGAGGAUGAAACUGUUAAUGAGACUCAGAACUCUGUAGCCGUGGUAAAUAGUGAAGUGAAAGUUCUAAUGAACGCCAAAGACUUAAGAAAUUCUGAACCUGAUAUACGUUUCAAAACUACCACGAAUGGCCCAGUAGUACAAAACAUGGAUUGGAGACAGCCUAAAAGCUUCUACAAUACAGAAGAUUCCUUAUCUUACGUUUCAGAUUCCAAUUCGGACGUAAAGUCCAAGCGGGAAACUCCUUUGAUCUUAAAAACCACGGUUACAAAGAAAACAAUUCCACAAAAAUCCUUCAAGACAUUUAACACGAAAAAGGGAACUAAAACAACUGGUAAAUCCAAGUAUUGGGAUGACGAUCUUAAUGAAUUUUCAGAAAGUUUUCUGAAGAGUUUCAUACAAUUAUAUCGUAAGUGUGAAUGUUUGUGGAAACAAGAUCAUGAGCUGUAUAACAACCAUCAAGAAAAAGUGACUGCCUAUAACAAAUUAUUAGAAAUGUAUAAAGACGAAGCUAGAGAUCCUGAGGCUAGUUUAGAUGCGGUGAAAAGACUCAUUAGAAGAUUGCGAUUUUGUCAUAGGCAACUAAGCAAGGGGAAAAAGUUGGGAGUUUUAAAAAGAGCUCGCAUUUACAAAAAGCUUGAGUUUCUUAAAAAUGGGUCAACUAUAUGUUUCCCAAACAUUUGUUCGAAGUGCUCCUUAACAUUUUCCAAUGUUCAAACACUUAAGCAGCAUGCAAGGGAUGUGCAUAACGAAAAAAAGCCUUUUAAGUGUUGUAGUUGCGAGUUGCGCUUCCGAUACAAAGUGGAAAUGAGUCGCCACUAUAAAAAUAGACACAAACAAAAAUAAAGAAUUCAAACCUUCAUCUCGCAGGAUCUGAACUAAACAAAUAAUGCCAAGCUAGAGCGAGAUGAAGAAAUAUAAAGCUAAUAAAGGCAAAUACAAGGCUUACCUAAUAUGUUUUUAGUAAAUCCAAGUUAUUCUCAUAACUCACACUGCCAACAAAUUGAAAUCGAUUACGAAACUGUACUUCUAAAUAAUUUAUAAAACCUUCUGUAGGAGAAGAGAGUACCGUUUUAUCGGGAAAUUAAAAAGUUAUCUUACAAUUCCAGAUACUUUUGUAGCAUGUGCUUUUUGAUAGUCUACUCUGAUCAGAUAUUGAUAUUGAUCAAUGCAAAUCUAUUAAUCACAGUUUUCAGGAUUUUGAUCCUUUUUCUUCAACACAUUUUGUCCCUUGCAAUAUUAGGGGUUGAACAUUUAAUAGAGUAUUUCAAUGAAUGACAACAAACCUCAGUCUCUUGAUGUUGAUGGUUCACUGAUUACCAUCGACUUACUAAAGACUUAGGCGAUAAAUGUUAUAAAACAAAAAAGCACUCUCAUUUUAUAUAUUGGAAUGUUGAUAAAUCGUUUAUUUGCUAAAAGCCUUAAGUAUUACAAAUUAAUCGAUGCUAGUGUUGCAUUGAAAGGAUGUUUUUUUUUCAAAAACUGAUUACAGUGAUAAAGAUAAUAAAAUUGAAAAUUUUGGUAACAUAGUUCAUCUACCUUGAAAGUUAUAUUUUCUAAUUAGAUUACAUUAUUUUAUAAACUUAC
Molecule: messenger RNA, 3357 nt
Organism: Teleopsis dalmanni
Lineage: Eukaryota; Metazoa; Arthropoda; Insecta; Diptera; Diopsidae
Exons: 9
Coding region: 157-2616 (819 amino acids)
Source: RefSeq, a predicted model, not a curated record